This is a messenger RNA of Diospyros lotus (date-plum), 1749 nucleotides long. RefSeq lists its product as uncharacterized. The transcript is spliced from 8 exons. Gene Ontology annotation, molecular function: 5'-deoxynucleotidase activity. Lineage: Eukaryota; Viridiplantae; Streptophyta; Magnoliopsida; Ericales; Ebenaceae. The coding region runs from base 105 to 932 and encodes 275 amino acids. The record is from RefSeq and is a predicted model, not a curated record. Gene Ontology annotation, cellular component: cytoplasm.
GGCCCAGAAGGUAGAAACGCAACCCACUGCCAGUCUGCCAUUGGCUUCAAAAGCCGGGAAGUGUUCCCAAAUCAAAUAGAUCUCCCACUGUUCCCUCCACAACAAUGGCAGCAAAUCCCUCUUCCCUCUCUUCCUCCUCUCACUGUUCCCUCUCUCUGAACCGUUCUCUCCCCCACCGCCCCCACCGACCCUCUCUGAACCUUCCCAUCCCCACCGACCCUUCCGCUCCGACUCUCGUCCGUGUUCGGGCCCAAAGCGCCGGUUCGCACUCCGGCAACUUCUCGGCGGUCCCUAGGGUUGACGGUUUGGAGCCUGAAUCAGUCCCCAAGACGGCCGCCCUUUCGGAUGGCGGGACGGGAGCUUCGUCGUCUUCGUCGGCCAUAGAUUUCCUCACUUUGUGCCAUCGUCUUAAGACCACAAAGCGGAAGGGAUGGAUCAAUCAUGGGAUAAAGGGUCCUGAGUCGAUUGCUGAUCACAUGUAUCAAAUGGCAUUGAUGGCUUUGAUUGCUGCUGACCUUCCCGGUGUGAAUAGGGAAAGGUGUAUCAAGAUAGCAAUUGUGCAUGACAUUGCAGAAGCACUUGUUGGAGAUAUAACACCGUCAGACGGUAUUCCCAAAGAAGAAAAGAGCAGACGGGAGAAGACAGCUUUAAAUGAAAUGUGCAAAGUUCUAGGUGGAGGGCCGAGGGCUGAAGAAAUUAAAGAACUAUGGGAAGAGUAUGAAAAUAAUUCCUCCAUCGAGGCUAAUAUUGUGAAAGAUUUUGACAAAGUCGAAAUGAUUCUGCAAGCACUGGAAUAUGAAGUGGAGCACGAGAAAGUGCUGGAUGAGUUCUACCUCUCGACAGCCGGGAAAUUUCAAACUGAAAUAGGGAAGAGAUGGGCGGCUGAGGUCAUUGCUAGGAGAAAUUCAAGGUUGGCAAACAGGCUUAAUUGAUACUAUAGUUCCAGUUAAAAGUACUUGGGCUUUCAGUACUCGCGCAUUUCUUGGUUGGUCGUAGCCAAUUCUUUUUGAAUCAGAAAUUGUUCAUAAGCUCUCUUACCCCGGUCACGUCUUUCCUUGGUCACCGGGUUGCAGUCCAUAAUUAUGGAAGUAUAAGGAAAUUUGUUUUUGGUAGCAGUCAUGACUAGAAUUCAUCUCUUGAGCCCUUCCACCUCCAGCAGAAAUAUUAAUAUAUCCCUUGGUGCUAACAUGUUAUCCAAUGAUUUUCCAAUGUUUAAAACUUGGCAGACGCUGUAAUGUCACCGUAGCCUUGGCGUAUGAUAUGAUAAGAGUAAUCUAUUACCCCCCCUUGAUGGCUUAUAGUAGCAUGGUUCAUGAAGUUUUUGGAGGUAAAAUGGCAAAUGGGGAUCAUGAAAAAUUAUAUUUCAAUGGUGCUAUUGGCUGGGUUCUUGAUGAAAGCACUGUCAAGGCCAGCCAGUGCCACUGCUUCAAGGGCUUUUUCUGCCAUUAGUAAUUUGAAUAUUCACUUUUUGAGUUCUUGAUUUUGCAGUUGAUAUUCCAGUAAUAUGUUUGGAAGAGGAGGAAGAGAGAGAUUGCGUGGCAAUCAUAGGGGUAAAGAUAAAAAGGAAUGAGUUCUAAGAGAAUCUUCUGAUUCCGCAAUGGUUUUAGGAAUAACCAACCCCAAAUCUAGAAAUCUGCCCUUAUGCUGUGUUUGGCACCGUGAUUUGUGAAGGAAAAGUAGAGAUGAUGGAAAAUGAACUUGUAAAUUGAAUGCUUUAAGGAAAGGAAGGUAUACAUACAUUUUGUUUCC